Messenger RNA from Ustilaginoidea virens, 909 nucleotides. RefSeq lists its product as uncharacterized. The transcript has a single exon. Bases 1 to 909 code for a protein of 302 amino acids. The record is from RefSeq and is a predicted model, not a curated record. NCBI's taxonomy places the organism in Eukaryota, Fungi, Ascomycota, Sordariomycetes, Hypocreales, Clavicipitaceae.
AUGGAGCAAGACGACGACGACGACGACGACGAUGACCAGGUGACGAAGCAAAGUGUUUCCUCGGCACAAUCCCCGUGCAGUUGCAGCCCGUAUUUUUCAUCAUCAACCCCGGAAAUCCUGGCAUGUCCCCCGCAACCCCCGCGCCUUGAGCCUGAUCCCCUGGCACCCCGACUCGCCCGCCUUGACCCGCGCGUAAACCCCCCUGCCGGCGCUGGAGCGACAUGCGGAAAAGCCGGUGCCCCCGUUCACGGCGAGCAGAGCAUCCCCACCGCCGUGCUGCAGACUCCACGCGUCGAAGCCAGGCGUAGGAUCGAGGCAUUGCAGCUGCUGGUCGGAGUUGACGAAGCAGGCGUUGUCGAAGGCGUCCCGCAGGACGUGCUUGGAAUCCGCCAGGUCGAUGCAGUACCAGCCGUCGGGGUCGCCGGCGCCCAGGGUAAGAUAUCCACCGCCCGGCCGCUGCUGGACCGCCUGGCCGGAGGAGACGUCAAGCAGAGCAAAGCAGCAUGCGCCGGGGGGGACGGGGGCAUCGCGGCCGAGGACCAUGCCCGCCGUGGCGGGGAGCAGCGAGACAAGCAGGCCGAGCAUCAUGACUGGGAAGAAGCCGUCUUGACGAGACGAGAUUGCUGCCGUUCCAUGAACGAGGCGCGUCACGGGGUGUUUUUGGCACAGUCCUUGUUUUACACAGCUGCAAAAGAAGCCGUGGGCAGACAGAUGUGCGGCAAGAGCGAGAAUGAAAAGCAAAGCGAGCCGCCGAGCCAAGUCUUAAGAGGGGAAACCUCCAACGAGCUCCCUCCCACGGAGGCUCGUCGCAUCAUCUACCGAUGCCAAUAUAUAUCAUGCAGCUGGGACGGCUCUCGUCACCAACUCGUUGUUGUCGUCACUUGCUCGCUCCCCUUGAGUGGUUGGUAA